ACCAAUCUUUCCACCGACACGGCACAAAAAGCAAUCAUUCUCUUUCCUCCUCCUCCGCCCUUUUCUCGUCGAUCCUCCGCCGGCAUAUGUCUCAGAGGCCCGCCGUCCCCCACUCCUCCUCCGUCGCCUUCGGCCUCCACUCUCACCUCCUCGUCUCCAGUGACAUGAACCCCAACUGCAACUGGUAGGGAAAGAAAGAGACAGCCGGAGAAGAUUUUCUUUCCGAUCGCGCAUUGAUUCCGACGAGACGCGGCAGCGAGAUAUAGCUCGAGAUCCGGGCGAUCGUCUGCUUUGGCCCGGAAGUUUGUAGAUGGGUGUCAAGGGAUUCGUCGAGGGAGGCAUAGCCUCGAUCGUCGCCGGUUGCUCCACCCACCCUCUCGACCUUAUCAAGGUCCGCAUGCAGCUUCAGGGUGAGGGGCACGCUCCUCCCAACCUCUCCGUGCGCCCCGCCCUCGCGUUCCAGGUGCCGGCGGCGGCGGGUCAGGCUGCCGGCGCGGUUCCAGUGCCUCCGCCGCGAGUCGGCCCGGUCGCCGUGGGCGUGCAGAUCCUCCGGCGGGAGGGCGUGGCCGCGCUGUUCUCCGGCGUGUCCGCCACCGUCCUCCGCCAGACCCUCUACUCCACCACCCGGAUGGGACUCUACGACAUCCUCAAGCAGAAGUGGACCGACCCGGCCACCGGGAAGAUCCCGCUGACCCAGAAGAUCGUGGCUGGGCUUAUUGCUGGCGGCAUCGGUGCCGCAGUCGGGAACCCGGCGGACGUGGCCAUGGUGCGGAUGCAGGCGGACGGGCGGCUCCCGCUGGAGCAGCGACGGAACUACCGUAGCGUGGUGGACGCGAUCCAACAGAUGGCGCGGCAGGAAGGGGUGGCGAGCCUGUGGCGGGGGUCGUCGAUGACCGUGAACCGGGCGAUGCUGGUGACGGCGUCGCAGCUGGCGUCAUAUGACCAGAUCAAGGAGACGAUCCUGGCGAAGGGCGUGAUGAAGGACGGGCUGGGGACGCACGUGACAGCGAGCUUCGCGGCGGGGUUCGUGGCGGCGGUGGCGUCGAACCCGGUGGACGUGAUCAAGACGAGGGUGAUGAACAUGAAGGUGGAGGAGGGGCGGGAGCCGCCGUACAAGGGGGCGUUGGACUGCGCGCUGAAGACGGUGAGGGCGGAGGGGCCGAUGGCGCUGUACAAGGGGUUCAUACCGACGAUAUCCCGGCAGGGGCCGUUCACGGUGGUGCUCUUCGUCACGCUCGAGCAGGUCCGGAAGCUGCUCAAGGACUUCUAACGACAUUGACGAUGAUGAUGAUGGCGAUAAUUCUAGGAUUUCCUCAAUUUAGGAAAUAAAUUAAAGAAUGAAAUAAGAUAAUAUAAGAUGAAAUUCAAUAGAAU
This is a messenger RNA of Rhodamnia argentea, 1374 nucleotides long. RefSeq names its product mitochondrial uncoupling protein 5. Gene Ontology annotation, molecular function: antiporter activity; succinate transmembrane transporter activity; oxaloacetate transmembrane transporter activity. Lineage: Eukaryota; Viridiplantae; Streptophyta; Magnoliopsida; Myrtales; Myrtaceae. The coding region runs from base 311 to 1270 and encodes 319 amino acids. Gene Ontology annotation, biological process: malate transmembrane transport; succinate transmembrane transport; phosphate ion transmembrane transport. The record is from RefSeq and is a predicted model, not a curated record. The transcript has a single exon.